Molecule: messenger RNA, 2905 nt
Organism: Labrus bergylta (ballan wrasse)
Lineage: Eukaryota; Metazoa; Chordata; Actinopteri; Labriformes; Labridae
Gene: crispld1a
Product: cysteine-rich secretory protein LCCL domain containing 1a
Cellular component (GO): extracellular region
Source: RefSeq, a predicted model, not a curated record
GAAAGACCCUCUCUCUCUCUCUCUCUCUCUCUCUCUUUAAACAGCAGCUUUAAAGGAGUGGAAGAAACACAUCACGUCUUUGAUUUAUGUCACAUGGCAGUCAGUGACACUCGUCACCGUUCCACCUGAACCCUACUUUGAAGGCGGAUUUUCUUUUUACCUCCUGCUGCUGCGGAAGUUUUUUCUAACAAGACAUCACAUCUCUUGUAAGGAUCUCAAUAAGCGGGCUGAAUUCCAACUCAUUCAAGCUCUCUUUGUAGGAGAGGAAGAAGAAGACUGUCUGUGCUGCUCCUGCUCUUGAGUUUUGACCCUUGAAGAGGAUCACCUUCAUCUUCACCUGAAGCACUUCCCGGGAUGAAGCAUGUAUCGCCGUUGCUGCUGAGGGGCGUUUCCAUGCUCCUGCUGCUCCUCACCACCAACUCCAUGGUGAUGCUUCCAAACUCCACGAGCUUGGAGCAGAUUCUGGAAAAGUAUCACGACGAGAAGGGGGACUGGUGGGAGGCCAAGCAGAGAGGGAAGAGGGCCAUAACGGACAGUGAUGCUCAGCUCAUCCUGGAUCUCCACAACAGGCUCCGAGGCCAGGUUUACCUUCCUGCUUCCAACAUGGAGUACAUGGUGUGGGACACAGAGUUAGAGCGUACAGCAGAGGAGUGGGCGGAAACGUGCCUGUGGGAGCAUGGGCCUGCUGGUUUACUGCCACAGAUUGGACAGAACCUGGGAGCCCACUGGGGAAGGUAUCAGCCUCCUACGUUCCAUGUGCAGGCGUGGUACGAUGAAGUGAAAGACUACACCUUCCCUUAUCCUCAGGAGUGUAACCCGCACUGCCCCUUCAGAUGCUCUGGCCCAGUUUGUACUCAUUAUACACAGCUGGUUUGGGCCACCAGCAGCCGGAUUGGCUGUGCUAUCAACAUGUGUUACAACAUGAAUGUGUGGGGGCAGAUUUGGGCCAAAGCGGUCUAUCUUGUCUGCAACUAUUCACCAAAGGGAAACUGGUGGGGCUAUUCACCUUACAAACAUGGGACCCCGUGCUCUGCCUGUCCUCCCAGCUAUGGAGGAGGCUGCAAGGACAACCUCUGCUACAAAGAUGACAGCUCCUACCCUUCACAAGAAGAAACGGAAGAAAACAACUUCAUUGAGCCGGAGGCCCCCCGUGCACCGCAGAAGCCCCGUUUGAGGGCCUCCAAGCCCGAGCCUCCCAGCAUCCCAACCACUUCCAAGCCCCCCACAGAGGACCGGCAGAAGAAUGAAGUGGUGAACACACAGCAGAUGUCUCAGCUUGUGACCUGUGACACCAAGCUUCGCGAUCAGUGUAAAGGAACGCCAUGUAAUAGGUAUGAGUGUCCAGCUGGGUGCCUUGAUGCUACAGGGAAAGUAGUUGGGACAGUAUACUAUGAAAUGCAAUCCAGUGUUUGCAGAGCUGGACUACAUGCUGGUGUUAUAGAUAACGAUGGAGGAUGGAUGGAUGUAAUGAGAGAGGGCCGGAAGGAGUUUUUUAUCAAAUCCAUUAAGAAUGGAGUCCAGUCUCUUGGGAAAUACCAGAGUGCUAAUUCCUUCACAGUUUCCAGAGUGGCAGUCAAAGCCAUCACAUGUGAAACCACAGUUGCACAGCUGUGUCCAUAUGAGAAGCCUGCAAAACAUUGUCCAAGGCUGUACUGCCCGAGAAACUGUUUAGAAGACAAUCCUCACAUAUCCAGAGUCAUCGGUACCAGGAUAUACUCUGAUAAGUCGAGUAUAUGCCGUGCAGCGGUGCAUGCUGGGGUCAUCAGGAACGGUGUGGGUGGAUACAUCGAUGUGAUGCCAGUGGACAAGCGGAAACACUACAUUGCCUCAUACCAAAAUGGAAUUUCCUCAGAAAGCCUUCAAAACCCUCCUGGAGGCAAAGCAUUCCGGGUGUUUGCUGUGAUUUGAGUGGCCCCGAGGGCAGCUUCACCAAACAGAAAGAGCAUUUGGGCUGUUGAAUAGGCGGUAAUCAAGCCCUGUUGUCAAACUCAAUGACUGAAAUGUUGCUGGCUUUACUACACUCUGAGGUUAGAGGUCAUCUCCAUGAGUGUGGAAACCCAGCAACUGAAAAAUACACAAAGAAGAAAUGUCCGGACUCACUUACACAAGUUACAUUCACUAAUUUUGCUGCAUUUGUUUUUGGGAAAUUAAUGAACUGUAAAUAUUUAGUUGUACAUAUUUGUUAAUAUUUCUGUGCCAUUGCCUUGCCAUUUUAGCAACUAGCUUUGUAUGAAUACCAACAUUAGAAAUCCAAGGUAAUAGCAUAAUGAUGGCACUUAAGGAUAUGUACUUUAUUGUUUUAAGUCUGGCACAUUUUUACUGGUGCUCUGGAGAGAUUUAUUGACAUAUUUUAUACUUUUAAGGAAUGGGGAACAAAUUGUAAUGCAUUUAUUUUUAUAUGAUUACAUUUUAUAUCAUGAUGAUUUAUAAAGGAUGCUGCUAUGUUUUUCUGUGUUGUUGUUGUAAUUGUCGGUGUGAUGAGUUUUGUUUGUUCGGUAAUUUUUCCAGAUAAUGUGGUUUAGUUAAAACUCCCUGCAGGACGGGAAGUAUGCUCAUCGCUCAGAAUUGUCAUUCUUUAAACAAAAUCCACGCGCUCCACUCCAUCAUGCAUCACAAAUAACUGGAUGUUGCAACCCCAAAGAUGUUUUCAAGUGAUCCAUCUGCCUUUGACAUUGACAAACACAGGCAAUACUUUGCAACAUUUUCAUUUUAUACAGUCUGAACGGGAAUGGUGUUUAAAUAAACAGACAUAUUUGCUAUUUUCCACCAGCUCUCAGAUUUGUUUCAAGCUGCAAUCAAUAUGAUGUAUGAUGAUUUUUGUAACUGUUUCUCUUUUCAUUCGUCAUAUUUUCCUACCUCAGAUUGUUAGGAAAAGUCAAUUAUGCAAUAAAACAUUACAACCACA